CGUGAAAUGUCGUGUUCAAAUGUCAGUGUCAGCCACACGAGAUAAAUAACAGUUUUAAAGGUUAUGUUAUUUUAAUAAAGUGAUAAGCCCAUAAUAAAAAUAACUGAAGGAAAUGUCGAAAAGACCAGAACAUCAAGCCCCGCCUGAACUUUUUUAUAAUGAAGAUGAAGCCAGAAAAUAUACACAAAACUCAAGAAUUAUUGACAUCCAAGCACAGAUGACAGAAAGAUGUAUAGAAUUACUAGUACUACCAGAAGAAACACCAUGCCUGCUCUUGGACAUAGGAUGUGGAUCUGGUUUAUCAGGAACAGUGCUAGAAGAAAAUGGCCACUUGUGGAUUGGUCUUGAUAUAUCUUCUGCUAUGCUAGAUGUUGCAUUGGAGCGGGAAACUGAAGGUGAUUUGGUACUCGCUGACAUGGGUGAUGGGGUACCAUUUAAACCUGGAAGUUUUGAUGGUGCUGUAUCUGUUUCUGCACUUCAAUGGCUCUUUAAUGCUGAUAAAAAGUCACAUCAACCCAUUAAAAGACUGUAUAAUUUUUUUAGUUCACUCUAUGCAUCUUUGUCAAGAUCAGCUAGAGCUGUGUUUCAAUUCUAUCCAGAAAAUGAAAGUCAACUAGAACUUUUGACAUCACAAGCCAUGAAAGCAGGUUUCUAUGGAGGUGUUGUCAUAGAUUAUCCAAACUCUGCCAAGGCUAAGAAGUUCUUUUUGGUUCUUAUGACAGGAGGAUCUGCACCAUUACCACAAGCUCUUGGGGUUGAUGAAGAAAACAGCCUUCAAGUAAAAUAUGCAAGAAGAGAGGCAUCUAAAGGAGCAAGAGGUAAACCACUUAAGAAUACAAGGGCUUGGCUUUUAGAGAAAAAGGAAAGACGACGGAAACAAGGAAAAGAAACAAAACCUGACACAAAGUAUACAGGAAGGAAAAGAAGUGGGAGGUUUUAAGAUUACUUGUUACUAUGUAUAUAUGUAUUUUAUAUUUAUUAGGCAAUAAAACAUAUUAUAAAUAUAA
Molecule: messenger RNA, 1007 nt
Organism: Papilio polytes (common Mormon)
Lineage: Eukaryota; Metazoa; Arthropoda; Insecta; Lepidoptera; Papilionidae
Product: probable 18S rRNA (guanine-N(7))-methyltransferase
Exons: 6
Coding region: 113-940 (275 amino acids)
Biological process (GO): rRNA (guanine-N7)-methylation
Cellular component (GO): nucleolus
Molecular function (GO): rRNA (guanine) methyltransferase activity
Source: RefSeq, a predicted model, not a curated record